Messenger RNA from Bursaphelenchus xylophilus (pine wood nematode), 898 nucleotides. The record is from the annotation of a GenBank genome assembly. NCBI's taxonomy places the organism in Eukaryota, Metazoa, Nematoda, Chromadorea, Rhabditida, Aphelenchoididae.
AUGCCGACGAUAUCCGCUCCGGGUGGACUCGAACCUCCAAGGCCUCCCUCUGCCAAAAGUUUCGUGCGUGGAACUUUUUCCACUAGACUAUUUGGUGACGCUUCUCUGGGCCUUUCGGUUCGUCUUUUCUCUCUCUCGAUUUUUUUGUCGGAUCUUUCUGUCGAUAUUUCUCGUCUCCCAAGACCAUUCGGCAAAAAUGGAAAGCGGAUUCCUACUAAAUUUUGUACGCUCUUUCAGAAUUUGGAGGUCUCAUGUUAAAAGCUCACGGACAGUUGAAACCAUUCCCUUGUAAGAAAUUCCGCUGAACUACAGUCCUCCGCUCUACCAACUGAGCUAUGGUUGGGCUCUCUAAAUUUUCUGAGAGUUGUAUAUCAAUUUCUCGACAAAUUUUACAGCGUUUACCUCGAUCACAAAAGCGCAAACCUACAAAUAAAAAAAACCUUUUGCAUUUCUCUAGACAUUCAAACAGUACCCUAAGCAGCUAGCUGACUAUGUUUGGCUCCCUGAUUUUAACAAACCCAUUUCAGCGGCUGUAUAAGCAAUCAUUGGAUCAAUUUGAGAAACGGGACCAAGAAAGAAACGAAAAACUCGAUGCCAAAGCCGAAACUCUGUCAGUUGCUGGGCGAGAAUUGGAAUCCGAGAUCAGAGUGAGUUGCUCUACCAUAAACUAACAAUAAGCUCUAUCAUAAACUAGUAAAGUAUAUCGAGUAAUUCCCGUAUUUGGUUUUCUAAUUUCCACUUUUUUCAGGCCAUCUAUGACAAUUUGGACCUAACCGACAAACAGACGUGCGAAGCCGUAGCCGAAGCCGUCUUUAUGAGUGCUACUGUGCUGCAGAAGGAACUAGGAAUCAGCCCACCGCCAUGCGAAGAUGUUUUCAAAAAUCUCCACAAACACUAA